Messenger RNA from Trichophyton rubrum CBS 118892, 1209 nucleotides. RefSeq lists its product as uncharacterized. Bases 1 to 1209 code for a protein of 402 amino acids. The transcript is spliced from 3 exons. NCBI's taxonomy places the organism in Eukaryota, Fungi, Ascomycota, Eurotiomycetes, Onygenales, Arthrodermataceae. Gene Ontology annotation, molecular function: protein binding. The record is from RefSeq and is a predicted model, not a curated record.
AUGGUUCAACGCAUCCGGAAUACAGCCAGUCUUGACUGUCGCUUGAAAAAAUUGACUUUGACAGCAGUUUUUGGAGUUCUUGGAGUUCGCUCUAGAAGUGUCCGUCUUGCGCUGGUUCUUUUCUGCUUUCUUGGACAGGAUGACAUUUCUCUAGCCCUUUGCGCUCGCGGAGCCACUACUCGAAAACGUUGGGCAGACUCUAGCGGUAUCGACGAGACUGAGGCAGACCUCGAUUUCGGGCUUGCCCUCCUACUUGCAGACUCGACAGCGUUACUGCCUAUACUGCAUGAACUUCAACUCGAUGGGAUUAUCUCAAUCAGCCCUAGCAACGCCUUUCGCAUGGACCCGGUUUAUUCAACUAAGAUUUUAGCGGCAUUGCCUCUAGAGUUGCGUCAUCUCUGGAGAUUAAAGGCUCUGCUCUUUGCGUCUCAAACUAUCCCCUGGGAAUAUCUUGAGCCUGAGUGUAAUUCGCACAUUUGCAGCACACCUUGCUUGAGAUACAAAAUAACGAAAGAUUAUUGGGCUCUAGAUUCGAAUAAGAAGGCUGAAGUGAUUUCCAGCUUACUCGAAGCGUCUAGAUUCACAGACGUCGAAGGUCGUUUGUUCGCUAUUGCCAACGCUAAGGAACUUAUGAUUGGACUAAACAGCCGCUACCUGAAAUAUUAUGUUGCAUAUAAGGAGUCUCUCGCUCUUCGUCUCACAGGGGAUGUGGCCCAGGCUAAGGAGGUCCUCAACUCUAUCCUCCCUAUCGCGAGCCGAUAUUCAUCCUCACGCAACGUCAAAACGCAUUCAGCACGUGGACACAUCCUCAUCCAGCAUGCACUGGAUUAUUCCCAAGCCAGUGAACUUGAUAAGGCCAUAGAAUUGUUAAAGGGCUGGGAGGCGAUGAGUCGGCAUCCUAGUCCAAUCGAGUCUACCUCACAUCUUCAAAGAUCAGAGCGGCUUAUUAGUAUUCAACCAAAACUCUGCUUCACUCCAUACCGCACUGAUCUCUUUUUCAAUAUCGGCGGCACCCUGAUAGAACUUGAUGAUUAUACCUAUGCCGAAAGCCAACUUAGAAAAGAACUUCUCAGACAAGCUAAGGAGAAAGAUAAGGUCGCACCUCUUCUGAACCUCACACUAGCCGAAUCAUUCUUCGCUCAAGAACGCUAUGCCAAAGCACAGCGUUUCAGGCGCAUAUUUCCGAGAGGGAAAAGCUACAUGUCUUAA